GAAUCGAAUCAAAUGGGCUGACCUGACAGAUUAAUAUUACUCCUCCGCAUCUCAUUCAACGCUUUAUUGCACAUCUGCAAUGGUCGCCCCAGCUGAAGUGCAGGAUCCUUGGAGAUCGAUCGACGAAUCGAACAAGGCAACGCUCAAAAAUGACAUACCUAAAUUUCGCAAGAAAGAGCGUGGCCUUUUGAACUUAACCCUUAACUCUAUGCUUAACACGAAAGCAAUCGCGACACAAAGUCAAGUAUGUGUUCCUGGGUUGUCCCAAUUGAUCAAUUUAUACCUCCUGUGAGUUACUUUCGAUCGUUGCCCAUGAUUCUCAUAAUCCUCUAGUACUGUUACGCAAGGGAAUGGUCUACAAAAGCAAGGUUGGUGGAAGAGAAUUCGGACCAUGAGGGAUUGGAAUGACAGUAAGGAUGAAUUCAAGGAAAAUUGUCAAGCAGUUUGGGAUCUCGCUCAUCAAACGUCUUUUAUCGUCCAUGCACGGGCGCACAAAUUGGAAGUAACCUCCCAAGUGUCCAUCCCACGACGCAGAUCUCUCGGCGGACUAGUCCGAGGUGAAUCCGACCCCGUUCAGCGACACAAUCAACAUGGUGACACUAUGAUGAGAUCUACAUCUCCCAACGCUCGACCAGUCGCAUGGAGCUCGAGUGAAAACAAUAUAAAUGCUAAUACGCUCCAGCAGGAGACAAUGCAACAAAUCGCUGAGAUGAGCGCCGCAAAGACAUUGGAACUGCUCAAUCUUCAUGGUAGAUUGUCUGGUGUCCCGCAAACUAUCAACAAUUUCAAGGGAUGCAUUGUUAGACCCAGCGGAAGGGCUGCACACACAGUAAAUAACGGAGGGAAAAAUAACAAAGGAGCAGCCGCUUCAUCCUCCACGGGAACCGUGGAUUUCGGAGGGACGGACAAUGGAGGAGAAGCCGUUGAUCCAAGUCCGACGUCAGAAACCGAUGGAAACAGUUUGCAUACUUUGGACCACGAGCCAAGCCUCAAUGGAUUCGAAGUACUUUAAUUUAUGAUUUAUGUGUCCUGUAUUUUAUGUUCAGAUAAUUCAACAAGGAAUUCCAUCUGUUACGCUUG
Messenger RNA from Suillus clintonianus, 1080 nucleotides. RefSeq lists its product as uncharacterized. Lineage: Eukaryota; Fungi; Basidiomycota; Agaricomycetes; Boletales; Suillaceae. The transcript is spliced from 5 exons. The record is from RefSeq and is a predicted model, not a curated record. The coding region runs from base 392 to 1012 and encodes 206 amino acids.